AUGGAUAAACGCCCUGAACUUGCGGCCAUGGUUGGGGGCGCCGGGUUGAAGGAGAGCCAUCCGACCAGUAGUGACUUCAAUUUGUGCCAGGCAGAUGAUGGAGACGACGACGAAGAUAAAGAAGACGAUUUGGAAGAAGGGAACAGACUCUUCCAUUUGGAUGACAAUCAACGCAACAAUCGGAUUGACGAAAGCAAGUUCGAGAUCACUGCUAACGAUAUCGAAUGGGACAGUGGUUGUAGAACAUUCGACUAUGAAGAAAUUGAGAUGACUGCGGAAGACAGAAUCCUGGAGACGCAGAGAAACUGUCUCGAACGGAUCCAGAACUCGAACACACAUGCGAUGAGUUGGGUUCUGCUAAUGCAACUAUCGAACCUGACGUCCUUCCCGCUCAUUGCUUAUUACUACGCAUUUGGAAGCAUGGCCAUGCACAUUCGCCUCCUGAUUCUCGAGGAACUGAACUUUACGAUCGGAAUCAGAUACAAGGGCUACGGGGACCCAAUCUGGGAUGCAGCUUAG
Aspergillus mulundensis is the source of this 519-nucleotide messenger RNA. RefSeq lists its product as uncharacterized. Bases 1 to 519 code for a protein of 172 amino acids. The record is from RefSeq and is a predicted model, not a curated record. NCBI's taxonomy places the organism in Eukaryota, Fungi, Ascomycota, Eurotiomycetes, Eurotiales, Aspergillaceae. The transcript has a single exon.